GAGGAGAGAGACUGCGAGAGAGCUGUGGGAGAGAUACGAGAGAUUCGGUUAAAUAGAGUGCAGUCUCCAGUAAAGGCUUGCGUUGAGAGCACACACACAGCACUCUCUCUGUCUCUCCCCUCAUAUCACACAACACUAACCGUUCUUCACAUCCAUUGCCUGUUCACAGCAUUCAUAGCAUUCAUAGCCCACUGUAUGUACGGCUCAUUGAAAGCAGAGUUCAAUUCAUACGGCAAUUGACUCCUCAUUUAGUGUACAAAUCGUGUGAUUAGUGAACAAUAAGUGCAUUACAUUCAACCCAUUCAUACAUAUUGUGUACAAAUAUGUUGUGUUCAUACCAUUUAUGACAUACACUGCGAGCCAUUGGGUGCACCACUGAAUAGCCAGUAAUUUGUGGACACCGUUUACCCUAUUAAUUGUCUGCGUGUAGACAUCUCGAUCACCAAUUCAUACGUUGAUACCAUCGGGUGAUAGUUGUCUGAAGUGAUGGUCGACUCCGACAAAUUGAAUAUCGACUCAAUCAUCCAAAGACUUCUCGAGGUCCGAGGGUCGAGACCGGGAAAGAACGUCCAGUUGUCCGAAGCGGAGAUCAAAAGUCUUUGCGUCAAAUCGAGGGAAAUAUUUCUGAGUCAACCCAUACUCCUCGAGUUGGAGGCGCCCCUCAAGAUAUGCGGUGACAUUCACGGCCAGUACUACGAUCUGUUGCGUCUCUUUGAAUACGGAGGCUUUCCUCCCGAAUCCAAUUACCUAUUUCUGGGCGAUUACGUGGACCGCGGGAAGCAGUCCUUGGAGACCAUAUGCCUACUGCUCGCCUAUAAAAUCAAAUACCCGGAGAACUUCUUCCUGUUGAGAGGCAAUCACGAGUGCGCUUCCAUUAACCGCAUCUACGGCUUCUACGAUGAAUGCAAACGACGCUAUAAUAUAAAGCUAUGGAAAACGUUUACCGAUUGUUUCAAUUGUCUUCCGGUGGCGGCCAUUGUGGACGAGAAGAUCUUCUGCUGUCACGGAGGGCUCAGCCCUGAUCUC
Messenger RNA from Oppiella nova, 1026 nucleotides. The record is from the annotation of a GenBank genome assembly. NCBI's taxonomy places the organism in Eukaryota, Metazoa, Arthropoda, Arachnida, Sarcoptiformes, Oppiidae.